AUGAGCUUCGCCAUCAUGCCACGAGUCUUUUUCGUCUUGUGCUUGGCGGUUCUAUCUGUUGCCGGCCAGUGGAGCGGAAAUUACAACACGACGCGCGUGCCGCGCAAACUGGACCCUCCGGGCAAAUGCUGGAUCCAGAGUCUCGACAAGGCCAACGGGCCCUACACGGCCAUCUACCCGUGCACCUGUACUGGCGGCAAGGUCUCGGGCGACUGCAGUUGGUUGCAGCAGGAAAGGGUGUUCAACCGUGUCGAGGAUGCAAGCUGCAAGUGUGCCAAGACGCGAAACAUAGACCUAGAGCCUGAGAGCCUGAAGGCGUAUGGCCGGGGCCAGCCUGGGGCGGUGACGCUGUGCAUCUGUGAUCCCGUGGCCGGCAACGGAGACGACGGCACCGAUGAGUUGCUUGACCAGGACAGCAGCAGUCAGCUCCCGGAUCUACCCAGCAGUGCCGAGACGAUUUGA
This is a messenger RNA of Hirsutella rhossiliensis, 462 nucleotides long. RefSeq lists its product as uncharacterized. Bases 1 to 462 code for a protein of 153 amino acids. The record is from RefSeq and is a predicted model, not a curated record. The transcript has 2 exons. Lineage: Eukaryota; Fungi; Ascomycota; Sordariomycetes; Hypocreales; Ophiocordycipitaceae.